Molecule: messenger RNA, 582 nt
Organism: Wickerhamiella sorbophila
Lineage: Eukaryota; Fungi; Ascomycota; Dipodascomycetes; Dipodascales; Trichomonascaceae
Product: Calmodulin
Exons: 1
Coding region: 1-582 (193 amino acids)
Biological process (GO): mitotic cytokinesis; actomyosin structure organization
Cellular component (GO): myosin II complex; cytoplasm
Molecular function (GO): myosin heavy chain binding; cytoskeletal motor regulator activity; calcium ion binding
Source: RefSeq, a predicted model, not a curated record
AUGCCUAGCGAGAUUUCCGUGCAAAAGCGUGGAUCGAGCGACAAAGAGCGGCGAAACUCGAGAAGGAAUGACAGCAAAAGUAAACCUGAGAGGGCAGAGUCCCGCAAUGCUUCUGGCGUUGAGCCUCGCAAGGUCUCGGACAGCAUCCAGCAGCUCGACCCAGCAGCCAUGCGACUGGUGCGCGACUCGUACAAUUUACUAGAUAGCGAUGGAAGCGGUGCUGUUUCGCGCCAGGCUCUCCAGGACAUGAUGGUCUCGCUCGGAAGGAGGCCGAAUGGCAAGGUAAUCGACGACAUGCUGAAGCGGUGUGGAGCGGAAGCGGACGGGCAGUUUGGCUUUGCAAAUUACCUGGUUGUGAUGUCUGAGAUUAUCAAGGAGCUUCCUACAAACGAGGACCUGGAAUCGUAUUUCACUGCUUUCGAGACCAAUGGCCGAAUAGACAGCGCGGAGCUCAGGAAAGAGCUAAGAACCCAAGGAGUGACUGACGAGCAGAUUGAUUUAGUGUUCAAAAAGUUCGAAAAGCAAAAGGGCGUGAGCCGCAGCUUCGAUUCCAAGUCGUUUGUGUCUCUUAUGGGCGUGUAG